AUGCACUGCAUAAGUCCACUCCUGCUCCUGGCUCUGCUGCUCUGCUACUCGGCAACACUGGUCAGUGGCUCUCGAAAGGGCGCCCACCAGCUGCACUUUAUCAAGGAGCCCGAAUCUCAGCUCUCCCGUGCUGAUGGCAGUCGCAUCAACUUUAUCUGCAAUGCCCACCCGCCAGAGGCGACCAUCAAGUGGCUGAGAAAUGGCUCCAUCAUUAAGAAUGAUGACUACGAGUGGAUCAAGGUGAAUGGCAACAAGCUGAUACUGCAGGUGACCAAGUCAUUUCACGGUAGCAGCCCUCACAACCACUCUCACUCUGUGGCUUCAUCAAAUGAAGUUUAUCAGUGUCUGGCUGAGCUAGGCAAUUUGAGGAUUGUCAGUCAACCAGCUAAGCUGAUCAUCGGAGAGCUGAACGCUUUUGAGUCUCCGGAAAACAGCCAGGAUAAGACGUUGACUGUCAUUGCCGGCAACACUGCAGUAGUGCCAUGCGACCUGCCGCCAGGUGUUCCAUUUGUCAUUUCAGAGUUUGAAUUCGGCAACAUGACAAUUGCCACCAGUUAUGAUCGAUAUCGACUCGUCCCAUCUGGAAGUUUGCAAAUUUUCCAUGCCAAACCAAUCGAUUCAGGCGCCUACCGUUGCGUAGCAAAUAAUCCCUACCUCGCAGAAAAGGUGUAUGCUCAUCACUUUGUGAACCUUAAGGUGAUUCGCCACCGACAUAUACCAGCAUCAGAACGCAACAAAAUCAGCUGGGAAGUCACUCCUAAGAAAGUCACCAGCAGCAUUCUCGGCCAGAAUAUCACCAUUGAAUGCGUCGCCAAGGGUCAUCCGAAUCCAAAGAUAUACUGGGAGCGACUCAAUGGGCAGCUGGACAAGGAGCGAAAUCACAUUGACGGCGGUAACUUGCACAUUACCACACUAGGGAAGUCGGACGAAGGAACGUACGUUUGCGUGGCCUCAAAUGGAAAACACACUCUGCGAGCGGAAACGAAUCUCGAGGUCUCUGAAAUACCGCAAAUCGUCAACAGCGAGCCUUACGAAGUGCUGGACGUUGAUGAAGGCCACGACCUGGAGCUGUUUUGCGAAGCGAAGGGUUUUCCGCGCCCAUUCAUCACAUGGCUUCACAAUGGCUACAUCAUCAACAACGGUCAAGGGCCACAGAAUAUGUUUGCCUUUAAAAACGACGACACAGUGUUAAUGAUCCGCAACGCCAAUGCCAAUCACAGUGGCAUUCUCCAGUGCUUCAUGACGAACCAGCUGGGCUCAACAUAUUCAAUCAAAUUGGUCAAUCAUCGCGGCAGUCAAUCAGAACAGAUGCCGAGCAGAGAGGACAAUGAGGAUUUAUUUUUAAACGCCGACGAUGAUGGCGAAGCGGGAGGCACUUUUGAGAUUCGUAACGGCAAUCAUAACGGUUUCGAUACAACGCUGGCGAAUCGAGCCAAAAAGCGCAAACACAAGAACAUGAAAUUGAUUCCACCGAAUAAUCCCGUG
Messenger RNA from Rhagoletis zephyria (snowberry fruit fly), 1485 nucleotides. Lineage: Eukaryota; Metazoa; Arthropoda; Insecta; Diptera; Tephritidae. The record is from RefSeq and is a predicted model, not a curated record.